This is a messenger RNA of Vitis riparia (riverbank grape), 1326 nucleotides long. RefSeq names its product protein MAK16 homolog A-like. Gene Ontology annotation, cellular component: preribosome, large subunit precursor; nucleolus. The coding region runs from base 142 to 1050 and encodes 302 amino acids. NCBI's taxonomy places the organism in Eukaryota, Viridiplantae, Streptophyta, Magnoliopsida, Vitales, Vitaceae. Gene Ontology annotation, biological process: maturation of 5.8S rRNA; maturation of LSU-rRNA. The transcript is spliced from 9 exons. The record is from RefSeq and is a predicted model, not a curated record.
CGAAGCAUAUAAACAUAACUUUCCGACUCUUUCACAAAACCCUAAAAAUCCAAAAACCCUUCCGGUUUUGGAUCGAGGGCAUUUUUUUCCCUUCCCUUCCUCCUAUACAAACCAGACUUUCUUCUGGAAUAGAGGUGAAAGAUGCAACACGACGAAGUGAUAUGGCAGGUCAUCAGGCACAACCACUGCAGUUUCAUGACCAAAAUCACAACUGGGAACUUUUGCCGUAAUCCCUAUAACGUAACUGGGAUUUGCAAUCGCAGUUCCUGCCCUCUGGCCAAUAGUCGCUACGCCACAAUUCGAGACCAUGAUGGAGUGUUUUAUCUAUACAUGAAAACCAUUGAAAGAGCCCAUAUGCCAAACAAAUUAUGGGAACGGGUUAAAUUGCCACGAAACUACGGAAAGGCUCUUGAGCUUAUUGACAAGCAUCUAAUGUUUUGGCCGAAGUUGCUUGUUCACAAAACAAAGCAGCGUCUCACUAAAAUGACUCAGAUGCGAAUUCGCAUGAGGAAGCUUGCAUUGAAAACAAGGGAGAAGAUAAUGACCACACCUAGGAAAGAGAAGAAGAGAGAGGCUAGAAGAGAGGAAAAGGCCGAAAAAGCUGCGGUUUUGGACAAGAGCAUUGAGAAAGAAUUGCUGGAACGUCUUAAGCGUGGAGUUUAUGGUGACAUAUACAACUAUCCUGUUAAAGAAUAUAAUAAAGUUCUUGAUAUGGAAGGACUACAAGCUGCUAGUGAAGAUGAAGAAGAGGAGGAGCCUGAAAUUGAAUAUGUUGAAGGCUAUGAAGAACUUGAAGAAGAAGAUGAUAUUGAAGAUUUUGGUGGCCCUGAGAUUGAUGAGUCUCUCAAGGAUGAAGAUCUCGAUGAUGAUAUGGGUGAAGAUGAUGAGGAGAUGGAUUUAAUUGACCGAAAGAGAGUGAGAAGAGGAUCUGGGUCAGCUCAUGGAAAGCUUGACAAAGAUGAACGAGGCGCAAAUUUGAAAAAGAGACCGAGGGUACUUGUUGAGGUUGAACAUGAAGGAACUGAUGAAAGACAGAAGGCAAUCCAAUGAAGGAGCUUGUGAUUUGGAUCUUCAAUCCACUUACAGCAUGACAACAAUUAUCCUCAUCAGUCAUCACAGAUCGAUGAACCUUACCAAGGAGGGGGAAACAGCCAGAGAAAGAAAGAGUUUUGGAUGCCUGUGACUAAUAUUAGUCCCAAGCUCGAUUUUGUUAGGGGGUAAUCAUGAAAAUGGUGAUUGUAUAACAAUAUGGAGUUGAAAAUUAUUAUCUGAGGCCAUUCAGUGUUGUGUGCUGUGAUUCAAUUCAGGAGUCUUCUGUUCUCGAAA